This is a messenger RNA of Coregonus sp. 'balchen', 10037 nucleotides long. Lineage: Eukaryota; Metazoa; Chordata; Actinopteri; Salmoniformes; Salmonidae. The record is from the annotation of a GenBank genome assembly.
AUGAGCACCACUGGGUACCAGCAGCAGCAGGGGGGUGUUCGGACACGCCGAGGGCCAGUCAAGGAGAGGGAUCCUGGGCAGGGUGUGGGCAUGGAGGCGGCCUGCUGGCUGGCCCCUGGAGCCCUGCGCAGGCUGAUUGAGCUGCCCACUCCCCCGCUCGACCGCCAACAGCUGAAGAGACUGGAGGAACACAGGUACUGUCAUAGUAAAACCUAAGAUCAAUCAUAUCCUUAUUUAGCUUUGACGUGAUGAUCACACAGUAUGUGUUUUGUACUUAGUGUUACAUCAAACACUUUAGGAUGAAAAAUGCUUCAAUUGUGUUAAAUCUGGUUGAUUGAUUCUAGUUCCUACUGUCUCGUUAUGGGGUCCUGGUUCCCUCUCUACAGGUACAGCAGUACAGGUCGCUCCCUGCUGGAGCCUCUGAUGCAGCGUUACUGGGAGUGGCUGGUGGGCCGUGUGCCCGCCUGGAUCGCCCCCAACCUCAUCACCAUCGUGGGUCUGGCCACCAACGUAUUCACCACCCUGGUGCUGGUCUACUACUGUCCCACCGCCACUGAACAGGUAACAAUGGCAACAAUACAGCACCUAUUCAGGUAGGGUGUAUGUCAGCAUUUCCCAAACACAGUCCUCGGGACCCCAAGGGGUGCACGUUUUGGUUUUUGCCCUAACACUGCACAGCUGAUUCAAAUUAUCAAAGCUUGAUGAUUAGUUGAUUAUUUGAAUCAGCUGUGUAGUGCUAGGGCAAAAACCUUGGGGUCCAGAGGACCGAGUUGUACGUACUAUUGUCCUGCCCCACAGCCACUGAACAGGUUGGUUAUACACUGCCUGGCUUAGUGCCAUUGGACAGGUAUGGUUGGAGGGUUCAAGUAAAGUGCUACCGUAUUGUAUUUACCUGUCCGGGUAGACUGAAAUAAAGUUGUCAUUGUAGACAGUCAGAUGAUUGAACAGUGCAGCUACAGUGUUGCUCAGAUGUUUGAAAACACCUUUUAUGUUGAUCUCUAAAGCUACAAACAAACAUUCAAUACAACAUUACCAGGGGUUCAUACUUCCUAUAACAUAUGCAUUGUUUUUUUUACUCUAGCAAGCAUUCUCCCUUCCAUCAGUUAUUUUGUCUCAAGGUUCUGUGAAUGUGUUUUCUGUUAGCAAUGGUUUCUAUGGUCAGUUUGUCUGGCUGUUUGUUUGUUUACCAUCUCUGUGCUGUUGAGAGUUUGGAAUAGCUCAGGCUUUCUGUUCUGGAUGAACAUCCCGUGCCCAUAGCUCUCAGGUUACAGCUAGUCUGCACCUGAUACCCAGGCCCCAUUCCCCUUCCCCGGCACACACACCACAGCACUGCAGAGAUGAGUGCACACUAAGGACUGGGAAUAGAGAGGAGACAGCAAAACAUGCAAACUGUUAAGCUUAGUCGUUUCCAUCUAGAACUGAAAACCUACGAUAACUUUGUCUUUCCAUAAGGGAAUUUAAUUUAUGAUAUCAGACUUUAAUGUACAUACAAUUAGAUUACAUUCAAACUAAGAGGCAUACAAAACAGCCUAAUGCGAUAUAAUGCAUUUUGUUUGUCUAUAGAUGCGGUAAGAGUCAAUGGACGUUCUAUUGACCAGAUUGGCGUACAUUCAACAAAUAUGAUCUAACAAAGUGGGUAUUCGUCAAACCCGUCAUGAUUUAUGUAUUGUAACAGGCCCACAAUGUGGUUAUUUAAGUCCGAUUUGGCUGUUUUCGCUGCAUAACAUGUAGAAGUUGUCCCCUUUUCAGGUUUAGAAGAAGUGACUGCUAAAUGCUAAUUCCCCUUUGUAUAAGCUGGUAGCAUAGCUAGCAUACAGAAAUCGGUGGUGGUAGUCAGUAGUUAAUUGUAAUGCAGUUGAUUUAAUGACCAUGACAUGAACAUCUGUUGGGGUUGACAUCCAUACAAGCUUUAUACUCUGAUUUCUACCUCAACAUAGUAUAAAAUGCACACAUAAACAAUAUCCUAAACGCAGGCCCAUUUUGCUGGGGGGUAAUGGGGAGAUUUGGGAUCUUUCCCCCACGGCCCUUUCCCCCAAGCGUUUCCAUGGCAAUUCCAUUGUUUUGGUCGAGUUUAAUUGACCUCUUUACCGCAUCUAUAAACCACCAUGUGCGUUGUUUGUUCAGCUCUGGCUGUUUUCCUACAAGUCCACAACACCAGUGUAUGAGGGAAAUUCCAUGGUAACAGAAUGAUGCUGAGACUCAGCUUUUUCACUUUAAAAUGUAAGCCAAACAAAAACCAAUGAUUGCAAAGUUAAACAAACCAUGCAACUCUAUGCACAAGAACUACUAGUAAACAAUUUCCACUGAACAUUUUACAAAAACGCAUUUACUUGAAGAAUAGUGCAGAUGCAAAGUUUGGUAACAGAAUGACGGCACAAACAUAUCACAUUCAUUCUGUUACCGUGGAAUUGCACAUGAGCCAAGUGUAUGAGGCUCACAAAAACAGACUUAGUCACUGUAAACAUUAACUUAUAUAAUCUACUUAUUUGUUAUAGAAGCCGGUCUAACCAUGGAAGAAAACAACAUGUUUAUUAUCCCUACAAUUCCAGCUAGCAGCUGACUGCAUAUUUAACCGUUUGAAUUUAAUCCACAAAUAACUUUGAAAAGUAGAUCAAGCAUUAUCCGCAAGGCAAAACAACAUGUUCUCAUCUUAGGAGUCUCUUUAAUGCAGGUGUUCUUUCAUCCUGGCCCUGGGACCCACAGGGGGUGCAGGCUUCUGUUCCAGCCCAGCAGUAUCAAACUUUAUUGAAUUAAUCAAGGGCUUGAUAAUUAGUUGAUUAGUUGAAUCCAGUGUGUUAGUGCUGGGCUGGAACAAAAGCCUGUACCCCCUGUGGGUCUCCAGGAGGCAGAUUUGAAGAGCACUGCUGUGUCACCUGACUUCCCCUGUGCUGCUAAACAGGCCACAGCUUCAACUGUCGGCAACUAAAAGGUGGGUUAGAGUAGUUGUAAUUCGGAAGAUCUACAGGAUUUGAUGACGAGCGUGACUUGUUUUCCCCUUCUUUAAAUAGAGCUCUGUCUCUGAAGUUCUCUACCCUCUCCUCUGUUUCCUUUGUAGGACAAAGGUUGAGAAAUCACUCUGCGCGCAUAUUUGCUCACAAUGUGGAGCAAUGGAGGAGGGCAAAACAGAGAAUGUCAUUUGCUGGACUCGCUAGACUAGAGAGAAUUCAGUUGAGUUUAUCACAGUGAAAACAAGCUGGGUAUGGUACUAGUUCUGGAGGGAGAAUCUCUAUGUCACAAUGCCUUUUAUAAUAUCCAUACUCAUUGUUGUAAGCAACACCUGACAUAACGGGUGAUAAUUAUGUUAACAGGUUGGAGGUGUGAUAGUUAAAGUGCUAAAACAUUAGUGGCAGCACUGUUUCAUAGCCCAGAGAAGUUGGUAUUUACUUAACAUGCUGGACUAGUCAGUGUCCUGUUUCUGAUGGCCCAGGUCAGGAGUGUUUAAGACAACCUGCCCCGUGGGUGUAUUAGUGUUUUAUGAGUAAACAGUGCAGCUGAUACAGGGUGUUCUCCGGGCUGAGUUUGUCACUGUGUCGUGUUUGAACAGAAAGUACACUUGCUCUAGGGCCUCUUAGUUUCACAGCCCUGAAUGAUUGAAUGAUUAUUCAAUUCAUAAUCAUAUGUUCACUGAGAACACAGAGGCAGUCAGCAGAUAUUUCCACCCUGCUCUACUUUUCAACAUCCCCAUGCCAACCCCUUGGCACUAAAAGCCAAGUCCUCUUUCAUAACCCCCUUACUUCUCUCCCACUCCCCAAAUCCCUGUUUUUGGCCCUUGGGCCUGAAUUAAUAAAAAGCUUAAUGUGUGAGGCUAUGAGCUGCUCUGCAAUAACAGGGUUAUUUAUAUGAAUGCCAUUUUGGCAAGCCUCUAAGUUGUAGGCCAGGACGUGCCAUAUUCCUUGGUUUGGUUGGUGUAUAAACUGCUGUCAGCUCAUCGUAGACCCAGUGAGAAGGGACAGGAAAUGAUGGCAUGCAACACUGAUGACGCUGUGAAACUCUCUCCAUGCUGGUUGACUAAUGAAGGACAAAGCCCUGCUCUGUUCCAAAACUAUUUAGAGGGAAACAAACCACACAUCAACCUCUUUUACUCAAGUUCAAACAUCUCUCCUUUGUGUAGCAGUAGCCUAUAGCUGCCAGAAGAUCACGUUUUAUGUCAGAUGAGGCUCUAUUUAUGAUAAUACCCACUGAUUCUCUAAGAACACAACUUAUAAAUGCCUUGUGAGAUUACCCUAUCAUAACCCAAAAAUAAAUCCAUUGGGAGGAAGGAAGGUAUUUUUUAAAGUGUUCAUUAAGUCACCCAAUUUGGUGUCGUCCUUUUUCUUCAGGCACCUCUGUGGGCAUAUCUGCUGUGUGCGGUGGGCCUGUUUGUGUACCAAUCAUUGGAUGCCAUUGAUGGGAAGCAGGCCAGACGAACUAAUAGCAGCUCUCCGCUGGGUGAACUGUUUGACCACGGCUGUGACUCCCUCUCCACAGGUACAGCUGCCCCUCUGUGUGUGUGUGUGUGUUCCAUAUAAGUUUGUUUGCCUUAUUAGGAUUUAAUUGACUCUGUUUCCAUUUCCUCUCUCUCUCACUCUCUCUCUCAGUGUUUGUGGUCCUGGGCACCAGUAUAGCAGUGCAGCUGGGCACCAACCCUGACUGGAUGUUUUUCUGCUGUUUCGCUGGCAUGUUCAUGUUCUACUGUGCCCAUUGGCAGACCUAUGUCUCCGGCACCCUGCGCUUCGGCAUGUGAGUGUGUCUGCAUUUAUAGAAGAGUGAGUUGGCAACAGUGGGAGUGGGGAGGAGGGAGAAGAGUGGGUUUAGAGAAGUAGAGUGAUGCUGGUAGUAGGUGAGGGAGUGGAUAUGGGGAAUUAAGGGAGAGGUAAGUGAUGGGUUAGAAGGAAUGGCGAAGGAUAGGAUCUACCCUGCAUGUUCUAGUGUAGCUAAGAGCGUCAGGUGUUCUCAAGGGCAUUCCCAGAUUGUGGGUCAAAGAGUGGUCCCCCAUGGCCUCAGCUGGAUAGUUAGGCUACUUACUAGUUGGCUACUUACUUACUAGUUGGCUACUUACUAAGCUUUUGUAUAAUUUCAGCCAGUAGUUUUGAAAGUAGUGCUCAUGAGCCAAAAUGGGUCCCCGAAAAUGGUGUACUAUGUCAUCCAUGACGUAGUAUGAUACGUUACGAAUUCCAAUUCGUACAAUAUGUUACGAAUUUGUAAGUGCUUAAGAUCCCGGACUGCAUCUUUAAUGUCUCCAUUGGGGAACACUAUGCUAGUUCCUAAGUAGUCACACUCUAUUGUGUUUAAUGCUGUCUGAACUCAAGUUUACCUUGUGAUCCGAGGUCACAGGAAAAGGUUUCUAAAAUGUGUGUGUGUAAGCAUCCGUAUGAUAAAGUAUUUAGAUCAUUUGUUGUCAAAGUGGAGUGCAUUUUGAAAAAUGUUCUGUGUGUGUAGAUUUGACAUUACAGAGUUACAGAUCUGUCUAGCGCUGUUACAGAUGCUGACAGCCACUGUAGGCCCCUUCCUGUGGAACGUGACGGUAAAUCUCUGACGGACAGCAUCUUGGCCUGACAGAUGUGCAGUGAGCCUCAGCCAAUUAGAUCCCUGCUUCCCCACACACUGACCUCUAGCCACCAGCUAAUGGGAGGGAGGAAAUCUUUGCACUUGUCUGGUCUGAAAACAAACCAUUUCAUGAGUAGAAACGGACCAGAUCCAUGCUACUGAAAGAAUGCCAAAACAUACACUGAGUGUACAAAACAUUAUGAACACCUUCCUAAUACUGAGUUGCACCCCUUUCACUUUUGCCCUCGGAAAAGCCUCAAUUCAUCGGGGCAUGGACUCUACAAGGUGUCGAAUCCGUUCCACAGGGAUGCUGGCCCAUGUUGACUCCAAUGCUUCCCACAAUUGUGUCAAGUUUGCUGGAUGUUCUUUGAGUGGUGGACCAUUCUUGAUACACAUGGGAAACUGUUGAGGGUGAAAAACCCAGCAGUGUUGCAGUUCUUGACACAAACUGGUGUGCCUGGCACCUACUACCAUACCCCGUUCAAAGGCACUUAUAUUUUGUCUUGCCCAUUCACCCUCUGAAUGGCACACAUACACAAUCCAUGUCUCAAGGCUUAUACAUCCUUCUUUAACCUGUCUCCUCCCCUUCAUCUACACUGACUUUGAAGUGGAUUUAUCAAGUGACAUCAAUAAGGGAUCAUAUCUUUCACCUGGAUUCAUCUGGUCAGUCUAUUUUUUAUUUAACCUUCAUCAGGGAAUCAUACUAUGUCAUGGAAAGAGCAGGUGUCCUUAAUGUUUUGUAAACUCAGUGUAUACAGUACAAGUCAAAAGUUUGGAUACACCUACUCAGUCCAGGGUCUUUAUUUAUUUUUACUAUUUUCUACAUUGUAGAAUAAUAGUGAAGACAUCAAAACUAUGAAAUAACACACAUAUGGAAUCAUGUAGUAACCAAAAAAGUGUUAAACAACUCAAAAUAUAUUUGAGAUUCUUCAAAGUAGCCACCCUUUGCCUUGAUGUCAGCUUUGCACACUCUUGGCAUUCUCUCAACCAGCUUCAUGAGGUAGUCACCUGGAAUGCAUUUCAAUUAACAGGUAUGCCUUGUUAAUUUGUGGAAUUUCUUUCCUUCUUAAUGCGUUUGAGCCAAUCAGUUGUGUUGUGACAAGGUAGGGGUGGUAUACAGAAGAUAGCCCUAUUUGGUAAAAGACCAAGUCCAUAUUAUGGCAAGAACAGCUCAAAUAAGCAAAGAGAAACUACAGUCCAUCAUUACUUUAAGACAUGAAGGUCUGUCAAUCCUGAAAAUGUAAAGAACUUUGAAAGUUUCUUCAAGUGCAGUCGCAAAAACCAUCAAGCGCUAUGAUGAAACUGCCUCUCGUGAGGACCGCCACAGGAAAGGAAGACCCAGAGUUACCUCUGCUGCAAAGGGUAAGUUCAUUAGAGUUAACUGCACCUCAGAUUGCAGACCAAAAAUGCUUCACAGAGUUCAAGUAACAGACACAUCUCAACAUCAACUGUUCAGAGGAGACUGCGUGAAUCAGGCCUUCAUGGUCGAAUUGCUGCAAAGAAACGACUACUAAAGGACACCAACAAGAAGAAGAGACUUGCUUGGGCCAAGAAACACAAGCAAUGGACAUUAGACCGGUGGAAAUCUGUCCUUUGGUCUGAUGAGUCCAAAUUUGAGAUUUUUGGUUCCAACCGCUGUGUCUUUGUAAGAUGCAGAGUAGGUGAACGGAUUAUCUCUGCCAGUGUGGUUUCCACCGUGAAGCAUGGAGGAGGAGGUGUGAUGGUGUGGGGGAUCUUUGCUGGUGACACUGUCUGUGAUUUAUUUAGAAUUCAAGGCACACUUAACCAGCAUGGCUACCACAGCGAUACACAAUCCCAUCAUUUGUUUUUCAACAGGACAAUGACCCAACACACCUCCAGGAUGUGUAAGAGCUAUUUUACCAAGAAGGAGAGUGAUGGACUGCUGCAUCAGAUGACCUGGCCUCCACAAUCCCCCGACCUCAACCCAAUUGAGAUGGUUUGGGAUGAGUUGGACCGCAGAGUGAAGGAAAAGCAGCCAACAAGUGCUCAGCAUAUGUGGGAACACCUUCAAAACUGUUGGAAAAGCAUUCCAGGUGAAGCUGGUUGAGAGAAUGCCAAGAGUGUGCAAAGCUGUCAUCAAGGCAAAAGGUGGCUAUUUGAAGAAUCUCAAAUAUAAAAUAUAUUUUGAUUUGUUUAACAAUUUUUUUGGUUACUAUAUGAUUCCAUAUGUGUUAUUUCAUAGUUUUGAUGUCUUCACUAUUAUUAUACAAUGUAGAAAAUAGUAAAAAUAAAGAAAAACCAUUGAAUGAGUAGGUGUGUCCAAACCUUUGACUGGUACUGUAUGUUUGCCAUAAGUGCAUCAUGAUUGACAUCUUUGACUGGGAGAGCUGUGGUUAGUGUUUGGGUGAAGACACUGUAGUGCAGCGCUGUGCUUAUGGACAGUGUUGAUGACUGUUCUGACUAACCUCUUGCUCUCUGCCUGCUCCUCUCAGCAUUGAUGUGACUGAGGUGCAAAUCUUCAUUAUAAUCAUGUAUUUGUUGGCCGCCGUGGGAGGAUCCGCUUUUUGGCAGUCACUGGUAAUUCUGAUUGGCUCAAAUUUCCACUGAUUGCCUUUUGGUAACUGAAAUGAAUGGCAUAACUGAAUGAUGAAACAGUAACACUGGUAAUAUAAUGGUCGCGCUGCCCGCAUUGCUACGUUCUAAUUCUGUGUACAGUGUGAUUCCUUACUAUAUUAAACAGAGUAAUGAAAUUGUUUUUUGAAUGAAAUUAACCAUCUAACAACAAUGUUUAGAGUUGUGAAAUGUACUGAACACUGAUGGUGUUGACUGGUUGUUUGUAAUACAUUUAUAUAUUGCUCUCUCACCUCCACAGAUCCCAGUCAUAAACAUACAGAUGAAAAUAGUUCCAGCCAUCUGCACUUUCUUAGGGGCUAUCUUUUCCUGUACUAAUUACUUCCGGGUUAUAUUUACCGGAGGUGUGGGCAAAAAUGGAUCCACAAUAGCAGUAAGUCUACAAUCGGCUUGUAGCCUUGUCCCUGACCUUCAUAAAGAACUGAAUAGGCCUAAGCAAAAUGGUAGUCCCCACCUUUCCCUCUGAUGGUCUCUGUGUAUUCUUUUGAUGUAUUGCUCACAUCCAUCCAGUCCGUUUUAAGAUCUACAGAAAUGCCUAGGGAGAAUUUCCCCAAAUAAAUGUUUACCAACGGUGACACAAUGUAGUUUACAAUUACUAUGAAGUCUAUGACAAUCUACUUUCUAGGUGAUGAUGCUGGCUUGAUGCCUACAUGCUUGUUUGCCUGUUUCAUCCAUUUGCCAUGAGCUGUCUAUUAUCUUCUGAGGAAAUUAAGGAUGUGUAUUAAGACUGUUGGACCUGAUCUCAAUUCAGUUGGCCGAGCGAUAUGAGUGUUUGUCACUUGGAAAUAUUUAUUUUAGGCGGGGCCACAAUUGUUUUCCUUUGGGGGACUUACUGUAUAUUAUGACUUAACACCUGGUUGUACACACCAGCAUUCCUUACUGUGUGUUUUCUUUCACCUAGCUGCACUCACAUGGCACUCGCAUAUCAUCUAGGCCUAUUAAUAAUGUCCACUGAUUUGGACUCUUCUUUCUCUCUCCUCUCCAGGGAACCAGUGUCCUGUCUCCUGUGUUACAUAUAGGCUCUGUAAUAAUCCUGGCCAUGAUGAUCUAUAAGAAGUCAGCUAUCCAGCUCUUUGAGAAGCACCCCUGUGUUUAUAUCCUGGCCUUUGGCUUCGUGUCGGCCAAGAUCACCAACAAAUUAGUUGUAAGUGUGGUGUGCUGCUUAUUGGUGUAAUGCAAUACCUGUCCACCCUGAACAUUGUUCUGUUGAUGUAAAUGUGCUUGAUGGAAGAAUGUGUAUGAAUUUAAUGAAUGUCAUCAAUGUUAAUGUGCUUGCUGAUUUAAACCACGACUCUUGCCUUUGUCUUGUUUGUUUCAGGUAGCACAUAUGACAAAGAGUGAGAUGCAUCUACAUGAUAUAGCAUUCCUGGGGCCAGGCCUGCUGUUCCUGGACCAGUAUUUCAACAGUUUUAUUGAUGAAUACCUGGUGCUGUGGAUUGCAAUGGUGAGUACACACACACACUUCCAUGGUAUAGAGGUCCAUAGUACCUGAGCAAGGCCAGGGUGAAGUCAUUCCACAACAAUGUAAGAGGGCAUGCAAUCUACAGCAUGUGUUCACAUGAACAUUUAUCUUUUUUAAAUGAACCAUCAGUCAUUUCACAUGCAACACUGACUUACUGUGUGUUUUUCAGAGGCAUGUUUUCAGUCUAAUGCCGCGUUUAUUUGUAACUAAUAGCAAAACCCUUUCAUACUUUGGCAUCAUCCAUCCAUCUACUCACAGGGUCCAUUAUGUACAGUUAUGUCGAUCAAGUUAUCUUGUUUUCUGACUCUUCAUUGUCUCCUCUUCCGCUUUCCGUCUGCAGAUCCUGUCUUUCGUUGACUUGGUGCGUUACUGUGUCAGUGUUUGCAACCAGAUCGCCUCCCAUCUUCACAUCUUUGUCUUCAGAAUCAAGCCACUGACCCCCUCCACCCUUCAGUGA